AUGGAAACAAGGGAACGAUUGGCUGUUGAGAGAAUUUCUCUCAAGGUUGAAAUGGGAAUUAGGUCCCUUGAUAACAACCGUCAAGUGGAUCACAAGGAAUUUAUGGCUGCUGCGGAGCGCCUCAUAUCUGAGGUAUCCGCAAUCAAAGACAACCUGCAGGCAGCCAUUGCAGACCAAUCUACUCUGUCCCAGAAACUGAUAGUUGAGACUCACACUACAUAUGAGUCCACUAUCUCAAUCCUCCAUGCAACCAUCAACAAACUCCAACGUUUCUUAUCAUCAAACUUCCAUGGCCCCGAAAUUCUCCAACUCACAAAGGAGAUUCAUAGGCUGCUCUUUAACACCUCCAUUCCUGACAAUCAACAACUAGCUGAGGUUCUCAAAGCCCAUUUCCAGGAGGUGUGUGCUAAAGUCGAUGGCCUUAAACAAUGGCUUGAGGAGUCUCUGGGUCUGAACUCCUCAAGAGAGGGAAGUGAAAAAGACCAUCGAGAAGAAGACUAUGAAGAAGAUCACCAUUCGAACAGUGCUUCUCAGAAAAUCCCUUCACCGCAACCCUCACCUCCACAUCAAUCUCCACCACCACAACAAAAUAUCGUUCCUUCCCCUGAACGACCUGAACCCCCCCCCCCCCCCCCAUUUCAAGAAUCUGGUGGAUCACAUGUCCUCUCCAAGCUCAAAUGA
This is a messenger RNA of Lactuca sativa (garden lettuce), 681 nucleotides long. The record is from RefSeq and is a predicted model, not a curated record. Lineage: Eukaryota; Viridiplantae; Streptophyta; Magnoliopsida; Asterales; Asteraceae.